This is a messenger RNA of Orycteropus afer afer, 1437 nucleotides long. It is a transcript of the gene YARS2, whose product is annotated as tyrosyl-tRNA synthetase 2. The record is from RefSeq and is a predicted model, not a curated record. The transcript has 5 exons. NCBI's taxonomy places the organism in Eukaryota, Metazoa, Chordata, Mammalia, Tubulidentata, Orycteropodidae. Gene Ontology annotation, cellular component: cytosol; mitochondrion. Bases 1 to 1437 code for a protein of 478 amino acids. Gene Ontology annotation, molecular function: RNA binding; ATP binding; tyrosine-tRNA ligase activity. Gene Ontology annotation, biological process: tyrosyl-tRNA aminoacylation.
AUGGCGGCGCCCGUGUUGCGGUGUUUUUGUCGUAGCCGGUGGUUCAGUACCUCUGGCGGGUUAGCAGUUUUGCCCCUGGGAUCGCGUAAGGCCCACUCGGGCUCCCAGGGGUUAUUGGCAGCGCAGAAGGAACGAGGCCUGUUCAAGGAUUUCUUUCCAAACAGAAGUACGGAGAUAGAGCUUCCAGAACUCUUCGACCGCAGCAGGGCGGACAACUUUCCCCAGACUAUCUACUGUGGCUUCGACCCCACGGCCGAUUCGCUUCAUGUGGGGCAUCUGCUGGCAGUGCUUGGCCUGUUUCACUUCCAGCGAGCGGGCCACAAUGUGAUCGCGUUGGUUGGAGGCGCUACGGCACGUCUCGGGGACCCAAGCGGCCGCACUAAGGAACGCGAGGCACUGGACGCCAAACGCGUGGGAGCCAACGCGCGCGCCCUGCGCCAAGGCCUACAAUCGCUGGCGGCUAAUCAUCAGCAGUUCUUCGCUGAUGGACAGGCAUGGGGCAGCUUCACUGUACUAGACAAUUCGGCUUGGUACCAGAGGCAACAGCUGGUGGACUUCUUGGCAACAGUGGGUUGCCACUUCCGCAUGGGCACGUUGCUUAGCCGGUUCAGUGUCCAGACCCGGCUCAAAAGCUCUGAGGGCAUGAGCUUGUCAGAGUUCUUAUACCAGGUGCUCCAGGCCUAUGACUUUUACUACCUGUUUCAGCAUUAUGGAUGCCGGGUCCAGCUGGGUGGGUCUGAUCAGCUGGGCAACAUUGUAUCCGGAUACGAAUUCAUCCACAAGUUGACUGGAAAAGAUGUAUUUGGAAUCACUGUCCCUCUAAUAACAAGUACAACUGGAGCAAAGUUGGGAAAGUCAGCUGGCAAUGCUGUUUGGCUAAACAGAGAUAAAACAUCUCCAUUUGAAUUGUAUCAGUUCUUGGUGAGGCAACAAGAUGAUUCUGUAGAAAGGUACCUGAAGCUCUUCACUUUUCUGCCCCUUUCAGAAAUUAACCACAUAAUGCAGCUGCAUGUCAAAGAGCCAGAAAAGCGGGGUCCUCAAAAGCGACUUGCUGCAGAAGUAACAAAGCUUGUUCAUGGGCAAGAAGGGCUAAAAUCUGCUAAAAGGUGUACACAAGCUCUUUAUCAUAAUAGCAUAGAUGCACUGGAGGUCAUGUCUGAUGAAGAGUUAAAAGAGUUGUUUAAGGAAGCUUCAUUUUCCGAAUUAGUUCUUGACCCUGGAACAAGCGUCCUAGAUACUUGCCGCAAAGCGAAUGCCAUUCCAGAUGGCCCCCGAGGGUAUCGGAUGAUAACAGAAGGCGGAGUUAGUAUAAAUCACAAACCAGUAACAAAUCCUGAGAGUGUUUUAGUUGUUGGACAACAUAUACUCAAGAAUGGACUUUCACUACUUAAAAUAGGAAAAAAGAAUUUUUACAUUAUAAAAUGGCUUCAGCUAUAA